This is a messenger RNA of Haliaeetus leucocephalus (bald eagle), 2439 nucleotides long. RefSeq names its product kelch-like family member 23 (gene KLHL23). The transcript is spliced from 3 exons. The coding region runs from base 21 to 1697 and encodes 558 amino acids. Gene Ontology annotation, molecular function: protein binding. Lineage: Eukaryota; Metazoa; Chordata; Aves; Accipitriformes; Accipitridae. The record is from RefSeq and is a predicted model, not a curated record.
UGUGAGCGCGGGCGGCGGCGAUGGCCGUGGCCGGGCAGGAGGACUACGCGUACCUCUACAGGGACUCCUCUCACCCCGCCGGCUUCCUGGAGGCGUUCCGGGCGUUUUACCUGGACGGGCUGUUCACCGACAUCACCCUGCAGAGCGCCUCGGGCGUCUUCUUCCAUUGCCACAGGGCCGCCUUGGCGGCUUGCAGCAGUUAUUUUAAAGCCAUGUUCACGGCCGAUAUGAAGGAGAAAUCUAAGAGCCAGAUCAGCCUUCCCGGGCUCAGCCACGCCGUACUGGAAGCCCUCGUGAAUUAUGCGUACACAUCACAGAUCCAGAUAACAAAGAGAAACGUCCAAAGCCUGCUCCAGGCUGCAGACCUCCUCCAGUUCGUGUCGGUAAAGAAAGCCUGCGAGCAGUUUCUGGUGAGGCACUUGGAUACUGACAACUGCAUAGGGAUGCACUCCUUUGCCGAAUAUCACGAUUGCUCAGAGCUAGAGAAAGAGUCCAGGAGGAUAUUGUUGUGGCGGUUUGAAGAAGUGUGGAAGCAGGAGGAGUUUCUGGACAUUGGCAAGGAGAAGCUCUCCUAUAUUCUCUCCCAGGAGAAUCUCAACGUUUGGAAAGAAGAGGCAGCCAUUGAAGCUGUUGUUAAGUGGGUCGCACACAAUGUGGAAGAAAGAAUUGAAGACGUCUACGAACUGCUGAGCUGCAUCAAAGUAGACUUAGAUAACGUGUAUUUGAGGUCAGCUUUAAGCCUACAGAAAAAAUGCCGACUUAAUGACAGUAAAAUAAGGUCACUCAUAUACAGUGCCCUGAACCUCAAUCCCAAAGGCCUCUCCAGAAGACCCACAGCAGCCAUGUAUGUGAUCGGAGGAUAUUACUGGCAUCCCUUAUCAGAAGUGCAUGUUUGGGAUCCUUUAACCAACGCGUGGGUCCAGGGAACAGAGAUGCCGGAUCACACCAGAGAGAGCUAUGGGGUCACUAGCUUGGGACCAGACAUAUAUGUGACAGGAGGUUACAGAACAGAGAGCAUCGAAGCCCUUGACACCGUGUGGAUAUAUAACAGUGAGAGAGAUGAAUGGACAGAAGGCUGCCCCAUGCUUGACGCAAGGUAUUACCACUGCGCGGUUUCCUUGAGUGGCUGCAUCUAUGCGUUGGGUGGUUACCGAAAGGGAGCUCCAGUGCAAGAAGCUGAGUUCUAUGAUCCUUUGAAAAAGAAAUGGCUUCCUAUUGCAAACAUGAUCAAAGGUGUUGGAAAUGCCACCGCCUGUGUCCUGCAUGAAGUCAUCUACGUAACCGGAGGUCACUAUGGGUACAGGGGAAGCUGCACCUAUGAUAAAAUCCAGAGAUACCACUCAGGUAACAAUGAGUGGAGUAUAGUCACCACAAGUCCGCAUCCAGAAUACGGAUUGUGUUCAAUUACAUUACAAAACAAGAUCUAUUUUGUGGGUGGACAGACCACGAUCACGGACUGCUAUGACCCAGAGCAAAACGAGUGGAAGCAGAUGGCUCACAUGAUGGAGAGAAGGAUGGAGUGUGGCGCGGUGGUGAUGAACGGAUGCAUCUAUGUAACAGGAGGAUAUUCCUAUUCAAAAGGAACGUAUCUGCAGAGUAUUGAGAAAUACAACCCUGAACUGAAUAAAUGGGAAGCAGUAGGUAAUCUUCCCAGCGCUAUGCGGUCACAUGGCUGUGUCUGUGUGUAUAACGUGUAAACAUUUAAUUUUCGUAUUGCUGUUACAGAAAACAGCACGUGCAGUAUUCGUAACAGUACUGAUUACCUCAUGAAUGAAAUGUCUAAUACAAACUCUUAGCGCACAUCAUUAAAAACUAGGUAUAAUUUGUCUUUAUUUUAAACAAUUCAGAAAUAUAAAUGUGGUAACAAGAUUUCCAUAUAUUUUUCAGUCCAAUCAUUCUUUGUCAUGAAAGUUUUCAAAUUACUCUCUUACGAUACUUUGUGCAGCUAUAUAGGAGCUACUGUGAAAAACAGAUUUGUUCAUUCAUCACUGGGCGCUAAGGUGAGUAAAGCCAAACAAAAUGUUCUGCAUUUCUAUGGACUACUGGGCUUAAGAUGAAAUCUUUGAUACUCCAAAGGUAGCUACAGAAAUGGUUCAUUGCUACAAGCUAAGUGUGUGGUACAUAUAGAGCAAUAUCACUUGGAUAACUAGGUUAUCUCAUCCAGAAAUCAUGGCAGUUAUAGUAUGCCUGUAAUUCUAUCUUCGCAUGCCAGAGCGGAGAAGAGCACAGGCUGGGAAUGAGGGAAGAAAUGUCAUGCAGUAGCCCCAGAGCACAAGCUGAAAGCAUGCACUAGUUUUCCAGAAGGAGAACAGUGCUCUGCGGUACAAGGCAGUUUGAGAAAAGUGCUCACUUUGCUGUGCUCACACUGGCAGGGCCUGUGGGAAAUAAAAAAAGACGCUGCAUGGCUUUGCAGUGGGCUCUUUGGCUGAUGCACAGGUA